Molecule: messenger RNA, 930 nt
Organism: Penicillium mononematosum
Lineage: Eukaryota; Fungi; Ascomycota; Eurotiomycetes; Eurotiales; Aspergillaceae
Exons: 3
Coding region: 1-930 (309 amino acids)
Source: RefSeq, a predicted model, not a curated record
AUGUCACCGGAUCUGAAUUCCCUUCCUCCAUCCCGCUCGUCUUCAACCUCUUCCUCGAUUCUGCAACGUAAUAUACCCGCUCCCGGAACUGGGCCGGCGCCGGUGAACCCGAACACCGCAUCACCAAUGCCCUCCCGUGGUUCAAGCAUAAGCCGACUAUCGGUAUCCGAGCGACGUCGAUCUGCUGCCGGCGUGAAUCUGAACCUGAAUGAGAUGCAGGGAACUAGUCCAGGAGCUGGCGGCGAGUUACCUGCAUCAGACCACCGCGACCAUCGCAGCUCGAUCGGACAUGCAUUGCGAACAGCCAGCCCGUCUAGCCACGGGGGUAGCCCCAUAUUCGCAACGGCAGAUCCCCAUCACCAGCGCGCACCAUCGUUGGGAGAGCUACACCAAGAACUGGAGCAAGAACAAGAAGCACAAGUGCCAGCAGGCCCAACUGCAACAAUACCAGCAGCAACAGAACCCGCAAUCAACUGCUGCAAUCGACGACACCACCCCGGCAUCGGAACGGUCGGCCUUCUUCCCCCCGGUCCGGCAGCACCUCCAGCCGGCAACAGAUUAUCGAUCUCUUCUUCAUUCUCAAACCGCCGAAACUCGCGACCUUCUAGUCAAGCGACGUCACCGAACUUGCGGCCGCUAGACUCGCGUGGACCGGAGGGCGUGGAGCCAUUCCCGGGGUUGCGGGAUAGUCCAUCUCGGCGCGGGAGCCGAGACGAGAGUGCAUUCUACCAAGCCGAAGCGAGCUCCUUAGCCCGAGAAAACGUGCUCCUUCGGCAACGCAUUCGGGAACUAGAGAGACAACUUGGCGGCCUGACGACUUCCCAGACCGCGUCUUCUGCAACAACUACUUCGGGCAUUCCGUCCGGGCAAGCGGGGGCCGAAACCGCGGACCCGCCUGCCGUGAGUUCAGCGCGAGAUGGUAAGGACUGA